UCAAAGCUAUUUUAGUUAUUGUCCACGCUUGCGCACAGCGCAAUCAUCUACUUCUAAUAACAAUGUGCUUGAAGACAGCGCUAGAUUUCUUUUGGCGACUUCGGUCUCAUGCCAUGUUGGUAGAUUUGUAGUCAACUGGAGAACUUUAUUCGUAAAACCAGUGAAGUUGUGUGCAAAAGGGGAACUUUGAAAUGGUACAGUCUCGGGGAAAAUGGGUGUGGUUGGUCGUGCAUCUGAAAUCUUACGUUUCCACGCAGUGUCCACUAGAUAUCAUUUAGGGCAUGGCUGGCAUUUAAACGUGCCGUCAAAAAAAGAAAAAGGAAGGAAAUGCUCAUCGUAGUGUAUCACGGAGUUAUGUGACUGUGGUACUGUUGCACUGAAGGGUGGGUUUUGAAGUGGUGUCGUAUAGGGUAGCCGUGUCGUUAUGGCGAUAUUUUGAUUUAGAUUUGGCUUUGAAGCUCCAAAGCCAGAGUGCCUCUAUACUUAAUAAUUCAUUUCUGGGAAAGGAGGCGACGGUCAUAUUGCAACGAUAAAACCCAGUGACGAGGGAGGAGGAAGAGAGCGUCAAUCUAGGGAGGAAGGAAGCGAGGAGGAUCACGAAAGCACAACUAAAGAGAAACAAAUGCCUCGACACUUAUACAUCGUUGGCGAGCCCUUUGAUGAAAACAGGAGGACAUUAAGUGCCAUUCCAUAACUGUUUAUCCAUUUUUAUUCUGAGAAGGCGAAUCCAUUCUGCGGGGGAGGAGGAAAGACCACAUCAGAAGAAAAAAAAUCAUUGCGAGAAGAUGCACAGUCAAGAGGAGCAAUGGUAGCCCCGCAUAUAUAUUUGAUGUUUUUGUGACAUCUGGAAACAAGCUGCAAGGGAUAAACGGAAGAUAAGAAACAUUGUACAGGGAGCUCCGAAUAGCCCGCAUUUAAUUUAAUCAGCAUUUGUUUGGUGAAGAAGAGCAACUGGAAGCCUUCUGCGUCCCGUCUCAACAAUCCAGCCCACAAUCCUUCGACUGGGGGAACCGCUGCAAGCCAGCAAGAUAAAAAAACAGGUGGCUGAGGGGCAGAGGGAGAGCCAGAGGGUCUCGGGGUGUCCACCAUGAGUGAGCUGGAGCAGCUACGACAGGAGGCCGAACAACUGAGGAGUCAGAUAAGAGAUGCCAGAAAAGCAUGCGGAGAUUCCACUCUCACUCAGAUAACAGCCGGUCUGGACCCGGUGGGGCGUAUCCAGAUGCGCACGAGGCGUACCCUCCGUGGCCACCUGGCCAAGAUUUACGCCAUGCACUGGGGCACGGACUCCAGGCUCCUGGUCAGCGCCUCUCAAGACGGCAAGCUGAUCAUCUGGGACAGCUACACUACUAAUAAGGUUCAUGCCAUCCCUCUGCGCUCCUCCUGGGUAAUGACCUGUGCCUACGCCCCCUCGGGGAACUUUGUGGCCUGUGGGGGCCUAGACAACAUCUGCACCAUCUACAACUGCAAGACGCGCGAGGGUCACGUUCGCAUCUACCGAGAACUACCUGGACACACAGGUUACUUAUCCUGCUGUCGUUUCAUUGAUGACAAUCAAAUCAUCACAAGUUCAGGAGAUACAACUUGUGCAUUGUGGGACAUUGAGACUGGGCAGCAGACCACAGUGUUCUCAGGCCACAGCGGGGACGUCAUGAGCCUGUCCCUGUCACCGGACGCCCGCGUCUUUAUCUCCGGGGCCUGUGACGCCUCCGUCAAGCUCUGGGACAUCCGGGACAGCAUGUGCAGACAGACCUUCACAGGCCACGAGUCAGACAUCAACGCUGUCUGUUUCUUCCCCAGUGGAAGUGCGUUUGCCACGGGCUCGGAUGAUGCGACGUGUCGUCUGUUUGACCUGCGUGCGGACCAGGAGCUGAGCCUGUACUCCCACGACAACAUCAUCUACGGCAUCACCUCCGUGGCCUUCUCCCGCUCCGGCCGACUGCUGCUCGCCGGAUACGACGACUUCAACUGCAACAUCUGGGACGCCAUGAAAGGCGACCGAGCAGGUGUGUUGGCGGGUCAUGACAAUCGUGUGAGCUGCCUGGGGGUGACAGAAGAUGGCAUGGCAGUGAGCACUGGAUCCUGGGACAGCUUCCUCAAGAUUUGGAACUGACUUUCAGACACAGACACAUAGACACACAGACACACACACACACACUGCACUCGCACAUACUUUUUCACUCAGUCUGUCACGCUUUCUCUUUUCUUAUCCGCACGGACACACACACGCAUUAUGCUCUCUCUCUCUCUCUCUCUCUCUCUCUCUCUCUCACACACACACACACACACACAAACACACUCUCUAUCUCUCUCUCUCUUUUUUGUUUCUCACAAAACAGUCCUUCCAUAUUCAUACUUGACACUUGAGUGCACACGUUGUACUCCGUAUGCACACUGUAAUGUACAUAAAGUACAUAAACACACACACACAUAAACACACACACACACGCACUUAUAAAAAAACAGAAGGUUAUUGUAAAUAUUAAUUCCAUUGCGGUAUGAGUGUUUAUACCUGUUAUACGCAUCGUAAGCAGUUCAUCACUAUCGAAUUUCCAAGGCAAGUUUGCCCAUUUUUGACGUGCACAAAAAUGCUCCAUGAAUUAGUGUCCCGUCAAAACGUCCACACUGAUGUCUUCUACGAUUCGCAACAAGUGCCCCGUUUACAUGUGCACUUCUAAUCCGAUUCAAUGUGUAAAUCCAUGAAAUAUGCCUGUAAACGGUCAAAUAAUCUUCUUAAAUAUAAAUUUAUUAUAUUUAUUAUAUUAAAUUUCAUAUUUUAUUUGAUUAUUAUAUUUGGUGUUUUAGAUGGUUUAUACAGUAUAAACCAAUUAAACGUGGAAACAGUUGUUAACAGUUAUCUCCCUUUCAUGUAAACCGAUUUUAUUUAACUCUGUUAAACGAAAAGUGCACAUGUUAACGUGGCUAGUGAGUUCCACAUCUUAACACUGAAUCAUGGAGUGAACGAAACGUACUACGUUUAAGAAGCUACUGAGGGAAACUGUGUUGUUGUGAGAGCUAGUAGAGGCUCUUUGAAACACCUGGCAAGAUGACCAGUAUUUAUUUCAGCGUUUAAUAUACUUUCUCUGUCUCUCUCUGUCUCUCUCUCUUUCUCUCUCACUCGCUCUCUCUCUCUCUCUCUCUCCUACACACAGACAUACACAAACACACAGACACAGAAAACAUCUUUAUAUAACACACACCAUCUGGGAGGUUGAGUGACUACAUACUUGAAACCACUCCUUGUCAUGGCCUGAUUUCUUUUGCCACACAUGCCCUCCACCCCACUUCACUCCACUCCGUGCACAGUGACCUGAAUCAAAUGUUGGGGAGGAUGGUAUGGCACCAUCCAGGGAAGCUGACAGGAGGGGACAAAGGGGUCAGUUAUCCCGGGUCCUGGGCGAGAGAGAGAGGGUGCCCGAAAUUGGGUAUCCAUGACAUUGAAUGUGUUGAGCAGGGAGGGGGGACCUUUCAGAUGACUUUGUCUGGGGCCCUGCCAAAGCUGUCAGCUGCCCUGGUGUCAGCACCACCCUCUAUUGAAGCAGAGGAACCGAGUCAGAGACACACAAAAAAACCACUGCCAAAUACCCCAUGCCAUGCCAUACCAUACCCGCUGAUGGUGGAUCACACUUUCUGUUGUGAUAGUUUAGAGAUUUUAUUUGUUUUGUCUUUUUCAUUUUUUAAAAUGUUUAUGUUAUUCACUUUUUUCCUGUGUGCCUGAUUGUAAAAAAAAAAAUGAAGAAAAAAGUUUGAACACCAAAUAUUUAAAGCGAAACAGUCCAUCAGAGUACUGACUGUACAGUUAGAAAUGGGAUGUAUUACACACGACUGACAACACUUUUUUUUGGCAACUCAGUGCAGCCAUCACCGGAUCAUAUAAUUUUGAAUGUCACAGGUCUAGUAAGGGAACUGGAGAGAUGGCUGACCAUGUUGUAUUUCAGAAUGUAUUGCAUUUUCAACUUGUUUUUUCCCCAUUUUCAGGUGACACUUUGGUAACAAUUCACUGCACUGUCUUUAUUAAAAAUGUACAUGGCCAUUCCUUUGA
Engraulis encrasicolus (European anchovy) is the source of this 4039-nucleotide messenger RNA. It is a transcript of the gene gnb2, whose product is annotated as guanine nucleotide binding protein (G protein), beta polypeptide 2. The record is from RefSeq and is a predicted model, not a curated record. Gene Ontology annotation, cellular component: cytoplasm; heterotrimeric G-protein complex. The transcript is spliced from 10 exons. The coding region runs from base 1088 to 2110 and encodes 340 amino acids. NCBI's taxonomy places the organism in Eukaryota, Metazoa, Chordata, Actinopteri, Clupeiformes, Engraulidae. Gene Ontology annotation, molecular function: protein binding; signaling receptor complex adaptor activity. Gene Ontology annotation, biological process: G protein-coupled receptor signaling pathway.